Messenger RNA from Dermacentor andersoni, 4382 nucleotides. Its product is annotated as testis-specific serine/threonine-protein kinase 3-like. Gene Ontology annotation, biological process: intracellular signal transduction; protein phosphorylation; microtubule cytoskeleton organization. Gene Ontology annotation, molecular function: tau-protein kinase activity; ATP binding. The record is from RefSeq and is a predicted model, not a curated record. Gene Ontology annotation, cellular component: cytoplasm. Lineage: Eukaryota; Metazoa; Arthropoda; Arachnida; Ixodida; Ixodidae.
GCAGAAGAAAAAUGCACGGAACCCUAGCCAUAAACAGCUUCGCUGUAAGAAUAGUUGCGCAGAAUUGCGGUAAAAAAACUUCGAACUAUAUCCAAGUGCGAACGAAGCCACUGCAAGAAGCCCCUCUAGCCUCCGCAGCGUUGACUGCUUUGUAUGGAACGGAGUAUACAUGCUCGUUGCUGUUAGCCAAAGAGCUUGUGACUCCUACCCGCUAUGAAUGAUUGGUCAGUAAGUGGAUUGAUGCGGGGCGGAAUCUAACGCUCCAUGGACGCAUUGCGUACUGACAAUUCUGGUAACCGAAAAUUAACGUAUGACUAUAUAUGAUUCGAAACAUAACCGCCGUGAACUCAUGCCCACCAGGACUACAUGCGCGAAUGUCCUGGAGCCCGAAACUCGAAUGUCCAGCGAGGCGAAAGUCCCGAAAUCGGAUAUUUCGUUGGUCGUUGUACUACAUUCAGACGCUUUGCUCAUUCAGGCAUGGUUGAGUAUUCCGUAUGCAGCAGAAUUACGAUCGCAUUGAUGGUGAUGAUGAUCUUAGAGCCGCUGGCACCUACCCACUCUGGUGGAUUUGCCAAGAAUCGGGCAGAUCUUACAAUUGGGUUGGGGUUUAAAUGUAAAAAUCUUAAAUUAUGUGGAGUAAUUAAGUGAUAACAAUUAGAAUACAGAGAUGAUUUCGUAAGCAGUCAUUGUGAUAGAACAAACAAAAAAGGAAGACAACGAGCGAAGCAUCAAAUGUCCUAUGCGAUUAGCAAUGAAAUCUACUGGAAUCACAAAUUAAUUUUUCUAUGGCGAUGCACAGAUCCCUGAGUGAAUUUCACAGCACGAAAUCCGCGACGGACAACAACGCAGGAGAUUUCAAUGGCAGGCCGAGCUGUCGCACAGUGAUAUGCGAGGUCCUCUUCCUCAGGGAGGAACAGCGCCGACAGUGCAGUAAGUAAUCAUUUAAUCGGUUGCAAAAAAUGGUGCAAUAGCGAAUCGCCUCCCGAGAGGACGGUGAUGAUAGUGCCUUGCGGGCACGGCGACGAGGACGAAGCUGUUAUGGCGGCGCCCCCGCGGAGCUGAGCGGAGCUGCGCCGAGACUCCGGCGGCAUGGCCGCGAAGUCUCCGAGCCCGCCCGCCGUCAGAGCCACCACCUCCAAGCAAUUCCUCGCCCUCGCCGGCUACAUCUUGGGCCGGGAGAUCGGCCAGGGCACCUACUCGAAAGUCAGGAUCGGCGUUAAGGGCGACCAGCGUUAUGCGGUUAAAAUCAUCCCGCGGCAUCUGGCACCGCGGGAGUACGUGUUCCACUUCCUUCCGCGCGAGCUGGCCAUCAUCCCAAAGCUGAAGCACCCGAACAUCAUCCGCGUCUUCGACGUGCUCGAGAUCAAGCGCAAGGUGUUCGUCGUCAUGGAGCUGGCCACGCAGGGCGACCUGCUGCUCAAGAUCACCAACGACGGCCGCUUCUCUGAGAGCAAGGCGUUCCACUACUUCGAGCAGAUCUGCGACGCGGUCGCCUACUUGCACCGACAGAACAUCGUCCACCGGGAUCUCAAGUGCGAGAAUAUUCUGCUUAGCCCUAAACGACAAGUCAAGUUGGCAGACUUCUCCUUCGCCCGACACACGCACAACGCGAACAAGCGCAAGGUCCUCAGCCGGACGUUCUGCGGCAGCGCGGCGUACGCGGCGCCCGAGGUGAUCCAGAACAUCCCGUACCGGCCCAAGCGCUACGACUCGUGGAGCCUCGGGGUGAUCCUCUACAUCAUGGUGUGCGGCCAGCUGCCCUUCGACGACACCAACCCGUUCCAGCAGGUGCGCGCCCAGAUGAGCCGCCAGAUCAGCUUCCCGGCCUCGUACGGCCUCACCAAGAUGUGCCGCAACCUCAUCAGGCACCUGCUCGAGCCGUACGUGCUCUACCGUUGCUCCGUGCCCCGCGCCAUGAAGCACCCCUGGAUGCGCAAGGAGAGGAUCAAGCGGAAGCUCAAGCACAUGAAGGACAGCAAACUGAGCGAGCUGGGGCGGAAGGGGAGCGACGUGAGCAGCGCCGGGUUGCGGGCCGCCCAGUCUGACGUGAGCAUGGCGCAGCUCGCAGCAGGAUCCCCGGGACAGUUCAGGGCCCGCGCCAUGUCCGCAUCGUCGAUGCCGCGAUACCGGGAGCGCGAGGACUUCGACGACUCGCCCGGCUACUACAGCAAGACAACGCUGGCCUGCAACACGGACGAAGGCCCCAUCGGCUGGGGGCAGCCGGGCAUGCAGUACAUGCCGAACCCGAUCUUCCAGCAGCCCAUGCGCCAGGGUCACGCGGUCGUGAACACGCGCGUGGUCCCGCCCCCGAUGGGUGGCGGCUAUGACGCCAUGGGAAUGUACGGAAACAUGGGAGGAGGCAUGAUGGCGGGCACGGGAUACAUGUCACCCAUGGCCGGAGCGGGAAUGUUCCCCAUGCAGGGAGCGCCCAUGAUGGGCAUGCCGCCCCGAAGGCGUCGCUCGGGCGGCAACCUGAACAUAAACGUGGCCACACCGCGCUGCACAAUCUCGGUGUCCAGCAGCUCGUCGGGGUCGUACGUUUAGGUCGAGGCGUUUCUUCCCUACGCCCUGCAGCACCAAUGGAGUGUUCCGGGAGGACCAACGUUGUGCGCCAACGCUACUGGGAAGUGUAUAGAGAGCAACGUAUAGUCGCGGCGUGCCCAAUACCCGUGCUUAGAGCGCGGUACGUACGGUUAAGCAAGAAAAAAAAUUAGAAAGAACGCGAUGCCUGGACGAAAUUAAGGAUAUUUCUUGGCAGCGGUGUGAAAUUUGGUUGUCACGUGCUGUGCAUACCGUUAAUUAUACCUCCGCGAUCGGGAACGCUUUUCAUUCGACCUACCGCUUUUUCGGGACGAUGACGGAAUCGUUCUGUGUUAAAUAUCUGGCGGGGGGAAGGGGCUUUACUAAACGGCGUGUAUUGUAGAAUCCUCGUUCCACAAUUUACUUUGGCCUCAAAUAAAAAUUUCGCACCAGCGCAAAUUAUAAAGCCUUCGGCUAUUUGCUACUAUAGAGGACACAUUAAUUGAAAACGGAGCGGUUGCCGUACAAAUCGCCAAGUGGAACGUCUGAUGCAAUCUUAAGGCCUUGUUCUAGGUAAUAUUAGCUAACUGUGCGAUCACGUUUGCUGCUUACAGUCUGCGAGGAAUCAGCGGAGAGAAAGUGAGAGAGGCUGUAAUUUUUUUUAAUGGUAUACGUGUACAGGUGAUAGCAUAGCCAAACGCUUGCAAUAUUACUACAGAUGAUUAUUAUGAAAGACGAGACAUUAAAAAUAAUUACGUAGAUCAGACAUUACGUAGGACGCAUACGCCUCACUACAAGUGUACGUGUGCAUACCGUUUCUGUGCAAACGCAUUAAAAUUGAUUGUGCAUCACUAGUUCAACUAUGCAAACCGUGAACCCUCGAUUAUUUGUUGUCAGAACAGUGCGCCGCGGACAGGCGCGCAUCACCCGAUUUUUUCUUUGUCCUUGUUUCGGAUUUACCGAAUAACUUCGUAGUUAGAAAUAAGUAAUCGCAAUGAGUCAGCCGCGGGGGGUCGCAAUACAUUUGCUUGCCGUGCGUUCCUGUUGUGCCCUAUAAAGACGUCAAGAACAAGAUUCGAUCCGCUUUGGUGCCGACGGUGACGGAUGGUUCCUUCUAUUGUCUCUGCUAAGGUUAUUUAAGACGGCAGCAUUUCUGGGACGCUUCUUACGCGUUGCGUUGCAUCUGCGCCUGACAAUGGUAUCGGAGGGGAAAAAAUAAACAAACAUAAGACAAGCGUGACGUGAAAAGCCACUUGCCUUCCUUUGUUUUUGGAGAAGAACUCGUAGUUGCGUGUCAAGCGACACUCCGAACAUGCGAAAGCGACCGGCGCAGCUCCUCGCUCUAGGAUUCGCCGUCGUCUUGCUGCUUUCGGAUGGUGCGGCCGGAGAGUCAUGCCCGAAGACGAUCUGGCGACAACUUGGGCUCACGGGGUACCUGAGCUCGUGUAGGUACUGGUGCAGGGGCUUCCUGCCCAGGAUUGGUUAUGAAAAAGAUGGGACGCCCUGCACGAGAUUCUUCCGAAGCGGUGCCUGCCGGAACGGUUACUGCAUCACGGAUGUCCCGCCCGAUCCGAGUCUGCAAACACGGGGUGACGGGGCCGGCGGUCGAAACGGUGGGCGCGUUGUCCAGUCCACCGGUAGCGGAAGCGCUGCGGCCGUGCUGCCUUCCAACGCGCAGGGAGCAGCCCCCACCGGAAGGGGCACUGCUGCGACCAACGGAGUCGUUGCCGGCGGUGUCGUCAACGGUGUGAAGAACAAAACGACCGAGGCGCGAGGCCCAGGGCAGCGAGUCGCUGCACCCGUGUCUAAGACCUAAGGCAACGUUACCGCCGGGAAACAAUAAUAAAAUGGUAUAAGCUGCC